UCACCGAGGCGUAGCGCGGCCGCAUUGGACGCUCUACUUUUUGUUGUUGUUGUUGUGGUGGUGUUUUUGUUGUUGUGUUUGUUAACUGAAACGGGGCCGGUGAUUCAGUCAUCAGCGCGGUGUUUAUUUGUGUUUUUUUUUUGCUGUACUAAGCGAAAAGAUGGCGUGUUUGAGCGGUUUGUGGCCACCGUGCUGCUGCUGAUUCUCUAUCGGGUGGAGGAAAUAGCAGAAGCCUGCAGCUGCUCUCCUGUGCAUCCUCAACAGGCGUUCUGUAAUGCCGACAUCGUAAUCAGAGCAAAGGUGGUAGGUGGAAAAGAGAUCACUGCUGGGAAUGAUAUUUAUGGCAACCCUAUUAAGAGGAUCCAGUACGACAUCAAGCAGAUUAAGAUGUUCAAAGGACCAGACCAGCACAUUGACAUGAUCUUUACUGCACCUUCUUCAGCUGUCUGUGGGGUAACCAUGGACACCAAUGGAAAGAAGGAGUACCUCAUUUCAGGAAAGGCAGAUGGCAGUGGGAAGAUGCAUGUGACUCUGUGUGAUCUCAUCAUGCCCUGGGAGUCCACAAGUGCCACCCAGAAGAAGAGUCUGAGCCAGCGUUACCAGAUGGGCUGCGAUUGCAAGAUCACCCGCUGUGCUGCCUUCCCCUGUGAGAUCAGCAGCCCCGAGGAGUGCCUGUGGACGGACUGGGUGACAGAGAAGCUCAUUCAUGGACGCCAGUCUGAACACUACUCCUGCAUCAAGAGAGGAGAUGGUUCGUGUGCUUGGUACCGUGGAAGUGCCCCACCAAAGAAGGAGUUUCUGGACAACGAAGACCCAUAAUAAAUUCAUGUACAUCUCUUUACAAUGCGAUUAGUCAAAACAAACGAAAACUCCACCACAACAAACUUUAGAAUAGAUUUACAGUUAAGUUAGAACAUAGGUCAGUGUAAGUGCUCAAAUAGCUUGUAUUCUGUGUCAUCAACAUUACAUGAUGGACAAUCCUUAUUUAUGAAUACUUUCUGCCCCUAAAAGCACUUAAUUGUUUUUGUGACCGAAAUGGCUUCUCGGUCUGCAAACUUUUGCAGACUUUAAGCUCAUUUCACAUUUUUCACUCUUUCAAAUGAUGUUUCCCAAAGCUAUGCUAAUUGGUCGAGUCAAAUACAUGGUGAGGCAGGACUUCCCAGAGAGUUAAAACUUUGACUGAGAUCAAAUGACGAUUAUUGAAAGAAGUGUGCAUGGGUUGAAAAUUAGAGACCAAAGUCAUUUCACAUUGAUUUGUGAAGAGGGGGAAGUGGGGCUGGGAGCUUAUACUUUGCUGCUGACCAAAUUUAAGAAUGGUAGUGCAUAGGGAUAAGUUGCAUCUUCUUUUCUGUAUUGUUUGUUUUUAGCCAAAAAUCAGAGCGUCCCUUUUAGGGAAAAUAAGAGAGUGAUAAGACAAUACCAUAUAAUCAUUUUGACACUGCUUAUAACAUUAUUAGUUUCUUUCUGAUUUGAUGUGUUGUGUAAAAGAAAUGUCAGCUUACCUAGUGUGUUCAUUUUUGUUAUUUACGUGUUUGAUAUUUACUCAUUUCGUUCUAUCUUCCUUUAAAACUCUCUUUUGCAACAUGUAAACCUUUGUCUUGUUUGUGCUAUUUUUAUAAUCUGCCUUUUUACAAAUAAUUUCUCUAAAAUUGCUCUUAAUCCUUAUUGAACUUUUUAUUGCACUUUGUAGAAAACGCUACAGAACUGAAUCCUGCUUUCGGGUUUUGUAAGUCUUCUCGCUGUCUUUAGAAUGCCAUUUAAUGCCUUUUAUGCUUUUUUUGCAAAUGACUUUGUGAUGUUCCUGCAGGACAUACGAUAGUAAGGUUUCAUUAAGAAAUGCUUGAUAGGAAUUUUCCAGCCUUGGAUUUAGCAUGUCAUCAGAGCCUCUGCAUAUUGUUUGUAAAUUGGUGUGCCACUAGAAUGUUUAAUCAAGUGGGGCUGUUUAAGAAUUUAGUUGCCAUGGAAAUGGGGACACCCCAGUUCUGCCCUUCAGUCAUCAGACCAAUUAGAUUAGCAUGCAGACACAUUAGAAUACAUACACGUUCUCCUGCAUUAGGAGAGAAAGGUGGUCUGUUCUCAGCGCUGCCAAUAAACAGUUUAUUGGCUGUCUUGAAAGGAAGGCGCAGUGAAUUAUGUUUUUGUAACAGUGCCCUGAUUGGGCACUGCUAAGUCAUGUGACAGAAAGAAAAAAGGUGUGAGGGUAGUAGUUGCUAUGGAUUUUGACAGGGUGAACCAUAGCACAAUGAGAGACAGACAGAAAGAGGGAGGGAGGGAGGGAACAGACCACUGUGAAAUAAAAGAGAGCAAUCAUUUCUUUUUUCAGUGGGUUGGGAUGAUUGAUGCUUAAUGCUAAUGCUACAUUGUGUAUUUGUUUAAGGUACUUAAGCUGUAUAAAAUGAACACAGUGAUGUCUGCCGAACACAAGCGAGCUUUCAAAGGAUACUCAAAUUGAUGCCUAAUCUAGUUCUAGCUACUGUUUGUUUAAAGGCUGACAGUGUUAAAGAAACCGUUGUUAGUGUUGUGGAGAAACUGUGCUUUAAAUGAAAAAAGCUUUAAGACAAAUCUUAUUUCAACCGGUUUUUAUAACUUGCCAUGAACAUGCUUGACCACAUAUAAAUACUUACAUAAAUCUAAUGUAAGAAUAUUGUUGGCAGUGAUUAAUAUUCAUCAUGCUAUAUCUACAUUGCAGCAUUGUAUUAGAUAUAAGGAAAUAUAAACAGCAUAAUUUAAAUGUUUGAUGUUGCUAUGUUUCUAUAUUUUACUGUCAUAACCUUUAUUUUAUGAUUUUUUUUUUUUUUUUUUUUUUGGACCAGCCUUUUGUCUUUUUCUUUAAAGAUUUGCUGAAAGUACAAUAAUGCAGAACCUCUUGUGUGUUAACCACAUGAGAGAGAAGUUGUUUGAUGAGAACCAGACUAUGCAUGUCUUUGAAGCUUUGUGUAUUUUCCUAUGUGGAUGUUCACUUGUUGGGCAAAUUUACAGUAUUAGCAAAAAAAAAUAAAACUCUUAAAGGACA
Silurus meridionalis is the source of this 3013-nucleotide messenger RNA. RefSeq names its product TIMP metallopeptidase inhibitor 2a (gene timp2a). The record is from RefSeq and is a predicted model, not a curated record. Gene Ontology annotation, cellular component: extracellular matrix. Lineage: Eukaryota; Metazoa; Chordata; Actinopteri; Siluriformes; Siluridae. The annotation marks the transcript as partial. Gene Ontology annotation, molecular function: protease binding; metalloendopeptidase inhibitor activity. The transcript is spliced from 5 exons. Gene Ontology annotation, biological process: negative regulation of membrane protein ectodomain proteolysis; negative regulation of endopeptidase activity.